AUGACCUCGAAGGCUGAACCACUGCAUUCCAGAGCGAAGAUGGACUCCGCCAUCAUUCCGUUCGAAGAAUUCUCCACCUACCUCAAUACGCAGAAGGGCCUCACUCGGUACAACUCAAAAGACGAAAAAAGGCCAGAUCACCCAUGGUUCAGUCUGCCGAAGGCUGAAAUCGACCGGCUUUUGAAGGAGUUUGCGCAACUGAUUGGCGACCUGCUCAGAGGAUCUCCACACAAUGACAAAGAGCUGCAGCAUCUCGAUCGUACAGCAAAUCAGCUUGCCCAUGUGGCGCGUAGUCCCGCCGUAAAAGUUGCUCUGCUUGGCGCACAAGGUGCCGGCAAAUCACUCAUGAUCAAUGCUUUAUUCGACUGCGACGGCUUGUCACUCACGGGUGCCGAUGGUGCUGCAUGUACCAGUUCCAUUACCCGAUAUGCUGCUUAUCCAGAGACUCAGCCCGGCGAAUACACUAAGUUCUUUGCAGAGAUUAAGUUCCUCAGCGCUGAAAAGAGAGAAGCAUUGCUUCAAGAGCAUGCCCGUUCCUAUUACCAUUACCAACAUGCAGAGGAAGACUCCGACGAUGAAGAUGUACCCCGGUCAAAAGUUUCCCGUACAGACGGUGAGCUGGAGCGGAGGCUGAAGGAUACCGCAGAAGACGUGUUCACCACACUGUUUGGAUCACAAGACUCGUUCGAAGACAAUUGGGGCCCAGACUUGUACCGAAGCGGAGAAUUCGUCAGACUAUGCCAGCUGAAGUGCGAGGAAGCCUUGAGGAAUGAAGACGUAAACUCUCAAGGUAUUGCAUUGAAGAUCGCCGAUGAUCAACAUGGGCUGCUGAAACAACUCCGGCCCUUUAUCACAAAAGUCGAAGGCGUGGCUUGCUUAUGGCCACUUGUGGACAGUAUCUGUAUUCGAUUCAGUCAUGAUCUUCUUCAGGCUAACGUAGAGAUUGUGGACCUUCCUGGUUGGGGAGAUGUCAAUCUGUCGAGAGUUAGACACGCGGAACAGAUCAAAGACACCGUUGAUGUCGAGAUGAUUCUCGCCGAUACUAUUCGCAUGGCUUCGGAUGACAUGGUCAUCAACAGCGCUCGAGCUGCCGUUGCACAUCACGGCGCAGGGAACGUAAAGCUAAUUGCAACGAAGAUUGACUCACUCAACAAGAAUCAGCUUGCGCAAUACGGCGGUCAGGAUUACGACCAAAUCCAGCAACUUCUGCAGUAUGUUGAAGAGCAGGAAGCAGAACUCGAUGAGGACGACGAAGACGGUGCAGAUGCAAAGAAGCGUACCCUCCUCAAUAAGUAUAAAAUCUACCUCGAACGCCUUAGGAAGCAAAAGAAGAUCGCAGACCGAGGAAGGAAGAUCACCAAAGACCUAGCGACCAAACUGCAGGGUCGAUCGGCGCAGGACAUCCCCCAAGUAUACCACGCAUCCGCUUCCGAGUACAUGGACUGGAUUCGCAAGGCCAAGAUCAGUUUUCUUACACAGCCUGCUAUACCUGUGGUCAUGACUGGAAUACCUGCCAUUCGCGAGUUCCUCAUAGCUCUCCCUGCGCAACAAAACAUGCAGGACUAUGAUCGCCAUAUCAACACCAUCAUCCCAGCCUUUAUCGAGAAAGUCAGACGCACGGUGAGUGAAACGGACCGGGAUGGUGGGUUCAUUAUCAUCGCCGACGACUUCGACCGUCUCCGUCAAGGCUUCAUGACAAGACUCUUAUCUCAAGCUAAGCUUUCCUUUCAGAAAGCAUCAGAUGGAAGCAUGUCUAGGCUGACCAAAGAUGUUUCCACGUUCAAAGAACAGGUAGAAGAAGUCGUGACCGAGGAAUGGUGCACUCUCAAAGCUGCUGCCUUCAACAGGACCUUGAAAGGUCACGGUAACGUGCCGAAGGGGGCAUCACAAGCUAAAGGCUUGGAGAACGGCACAAAUUGGAACAGAGACCUUGCGACCUUACUGAAGCCAGGCUUUCACAGAUGGUCCAAUGCUUAUAACGAGUACAUGAAGCCAAUGACUCCGGCUUUGUGCCAUGCACUGGAGCAGUUACAUUCAAAAACAACCGUUCUGAUUAACAACGCUGCUGCAAACCUUGUAACCGUGGAGAAGUCCAAGAGGAAAUGGGCUCCGCUGCGAACGAAGCUGCAGGCGAAACUACUAGGUCUCAUGGAGGAGAUAGCCAAGAUCAAGCAACGCACGCUUGAGUGGGCUACUAUGGAGUUCGAUUGCGAAAACAAUGUCAUAGCCAACAUUACCGAUAACAUAUUCGAUGAGGUUUUCAAAUCAGCUCCAGCCCUCAAGCCUGCAAAUCCGAACAGGAAAAAACAGACAAAGCAAUACGUGGAACCAAAGGGCAAAUUUCAGAGGAGAAAACUGGUGGCAAUGUUCUUGGAGCCUGACUCUCACUUUGUCGACCAAGUUGUGACGCUGGUGCAGUCACAAUUCGACAAGAUUGUCAAGACCACUCUUGACGAGCACUUCGCAGGCAUUGACGCACUACUCACAGAGUUCAGCACAACCAUUCGGGCACAGGCACCUAUCGAUUACAGCAUUACGGCUGCAGGCGAAGUCAUUCGCGCAGAUGUCGAGAAAGAUAUUCCGAAGCUUGAGGAGAAGGCUGAGGCGCUCCGCAAGAUGCUUCCAGUGUGUGUCAAGCGAGAAGAUGAUCCGACUCUUAUUCCUAUCGACAACACCGAUGUAUUGAGCGACGAGGACAACCUAGUAGUCAUAUACGAGAAGAUGGCUAAGCGAAAGGUUGCUGAAGCAAACGGAACUUCGGGAAACAAGCGUAUCAAGAAAGAGCCCUUCUCCUUCUGA
Messenger RNA from Parastagonospora nodorum SN15, 2799 nucleotides. RefSeq lists its product as hypothetical. The record is from RefSeq and is a predicted model, not a curated record. The transcript is spliced from 3 exons. The coding region runs from base 1 to 2799 and encodes 932 amino acids. Lineage: Eukaryota; Fungi; Ascomycota; Dothideomycetes; Pleosporales; Phaeosphaeriaceae.